Messenger RNA from Pedinophyceae sp. YPF-701, 1230 nucleotides. The record is from the annotation of a GenBank genome assembly. NCBI's taxonomy places the organism in Eukaryota, Viridiplantae, Chlorophyta, Pedinophyceae.
AUGGACGCGUCGGCGGCCGCGGCCCGGAGGGUCAACGGGCUCGUUGGGCACCUGCAGGGACAAGGGGCCCUCGUCGGGCCCGCGGGCGACUCCCCCGACGACAUCGUGGUGGUGGCUGCGCUGCGGACGCCAAUGACCAAGGCGCGGCGCGGGGGCUUGAAGGACGUGCCGCCCGAGGAGCUGAUGAGCGCGGUGCUCAAGGCCGUCCUCGACAGGACGAGCGUGCGCGGCGAGGAGGUCGGAGAUAUCGUGGUUGGGUCGGUCCUGGGCUCUGGAUCGCAGCGCGCGACCGAGGUGCGCAUGGGCGGCUUCCUCGCGGGGCUUCCUGAGACGGUGCCAGUGCGGUUGGUCAACCGCCAGUGCUCCUCUGGGCUGCAAGCGAUCGCCGACGUCGCGGCGAGCAUCAAGGCUGGCUACUACGACAUCGGAAUCGCAGGGGGUAUCGAGACGAUGUCGAUCAACCCGAUGGACUGGAAGGGCGACAUCAGCCCCGCCUCCGUCAUGCACGAGCAGGCGCGCUCCUGCCUGCUGCCCAUGGGAAUCACGUCGGAGAACGUGGCUGCGCGCUGGGGCAUCGACCGCGACACCAUGGACGCCUUCGCCGCCACGAGCCACGCCAAGGCCGCAGCCGCACAAGCGUCGGGACGCUUUGCGGCGGAGAUCGUGCCCGUGCGCGGCCUGGACAAGGACGACGGCAUCCGCGCAGGCACGACGCCGGAGUCCCUCGCCAAGCUGAAGCCGGCGUUCAUGCCGAAAGGCACAACCACGGCCGGCAACGCCUCCCAGGUCACAGACGGCGCCGCCGCCGUUCUUCUGAUGCGGCGCUCCGAGGCGCAGCGCCGCGGCCUGAAGGUCCUCGGCGUCCUCCGCAGCUUCGCCGUGGUCGGCUGCGACCCGGCCGUCAUGGGCAUCGGGCCCGCGGUCGCCAUCCCGGAGGCAGUCAAACGCGCGGGCAUAGCCAUCAGCGACCUCGACGUCGUGGAGCUGAACGAGGCGUUCGCGUCGCAGGCCACGUACUGCAUCAACAAGCUCGGCCUGGACCCCGCGAAGGUCAACCCCAACGGCGGCGCCAUCGCGCUCGGCCACCCCCUGGGCUGCACGGGGGCGCGGUGCACCGCCACGCUGCUGCAUGAGAUGGCCAAGCGGCCGGGGGCGCGGUACGGCGCCGUGUCGAUGUGCAUCGGCACGGGCAUGGGCGCGGCGGCGGUGUUCGAGGUCCCGAGCGCGUGA